This is a messenger RNA of Sycon ciliatum, 1716 nucleotides long. RefSeq lists its product as uncharacterized. Gene Ontology annotation, molecular function: ubiquitin conjugating enzyme activity. The record is from RefSeq and is a predicted model, not a curated record. Bases 270 to 983 code for a protein of 237 amino acids. NCBI's taxonomy places the organism in Eukaryota, Metazoa, Porifera, Calcarea, Leucosolenida, Sycettidae. The transcript is spliced from 7 exons. Gene Ontology annotation, biological process: protein polyubiquitination. Gene Ontology annotation, cellular component: nucleus.
CACAAGGCCAGCGUCGUCCUUUUCACCACCCAGACUUGUUGAUCUGCAGCUGAUCAUGAGUCUGUAGUUCAGAAUCAGCCGUUCACUGCAUGCACCCUUGACUUUGUCGUUUGGCUCUUGCUGAGGAGAAUACAACGUUGCUUGUUGCAGGAAUAACUGUCGACACGCGGGAGGGUGAAAUCCUAGCUUUUGCGGAUCAUUCCAGGGAGCGUUGACGUACGUGUCGUUUAUGCCAUUAGUGCACAGUCACCAUCUCGAGCAGUACGAGUAUGUCAGACACAACAGUAGCAAUGAGUGACACCAGCACGGGAGAAGCAAGACCGUCACAGGCGGAAGCCGAAUCGAGCGCAGCUGCGAGCGCCGAGUCCGAAGUUUCAGCUUCCACUGCUGCCAAUGCCAAGUCGGAAGUUGCCGCAGCUAGCCAGUCCCCUAGCACGAGUCCGAGACCGCAACCAGAAUCCCCGGCAAGUGCACCCGCGAGCAGACCAACCCCGAAGCACACAAACAGCCGAUCGUCGAGAACUGCAGCUUCAUCAAGCCCUACUAACCGCAGGUUGCGCACGGAGCUGACAGAUAUGCUCACUGACCCGCCACCAAACUGCAGUGCAUCCUUGUUUGGUGAGAGAGUGGAUCAUUGGCUGGCCACGAUCAUGGGACCGCCUGGGUCUGUGUACGAAGGCGGCGUCUUCUUUCUCAACAUCCUGUUCCCGAGCAACUAUCCAUUCGAACCGCCGAAGGUGACCUUCAAGACACGAAUUUACCAUUGCAACAUCAACAGUCAGGGUGAGAUUUGCUUGGAUAUCCUGAAGGACAACUGGAGUCCGGCCAUGACUGUCAGCAAAGUCUUGCUGUCCAUCACGUCUCUGCUUGCCGACUGCAAUCCGAGCGACCCGCUCGUUGCCAACAUUGCUAAACAGUUCACUACGGAUCGAAGUAGUCACGAUCGCACGGCUCGUGACUGGACUCGUCGUUUUGCAAGAUAGCCAUGUCGACCACCGCCUGCUCAUCUAAAAAAAGUCGUCACUGUCAGUACUAGUUCCGUUGUGUCAUACAGUAGCGUGUAUUUAUUCAUCCACUUCCACCCUUCUUUGCUUUUUUAACUGCUCAGUCCUGGAUCCGCUGUGAUCCCUUUUUGCUACUCCAUCAUAUGUAUGCCGCGUCACAGUACUGAAGGCCGAGCUAUCCUCUAUUGGUAAUAAUAUAUUUCUAGCUGCUGUGCGGCGGCGCUCAAGUUGCGAAUACUGCCUUCCACAUGAUCCACCCACCUGCCCCGUAACCGCGGGUCAGAGUUGCUUGAUUGGUCGAGUCAGGAACUGCCUUGACAUGAGUGCUGCCUCUCACGUAACUCUCACGUAACCGCCACGUGUUGUCUUGAAUUCAAUACAUGUACAAACAUCGUAAUUAUGUACCGUAACUGUACACAUAUUCAUGCCACCAUAGUUUCAGCUUUAGGCAGUUUCCUGCGGCUACAUAAUUGCUGGUUUUAAUUUUAGAAUGCUCAGCGCAGCAGCUAUCCCGUUUUAUCUGCCUCUUUCCGCGUGCUGCUGCUGCUGCCGCUGCUGCUACCACUUACAGCUAGAUGUGCUGCUGCAUUCCCUUCUCCUGUGGUUCUCUUGCCGCAUACGACACAUAGACCAUAGUGCUGGUUUUUCAGUACCUUAAACUUCUCUUCUUUAUACUACCGAUACUGGGUACAUGUCCGGUGUACGCCUCUCA